CGGCGUGUGACCGUUGUCAAGACGACUACGCAACAAGUGAAUCACGGUACACCCACCACAUGGUGCUUUUAUACGCCUUCAGCAGCAAACCACAAGCGAUAAACAUCAAACCUUGCCCUAAGUGCCUUCGAAUCAAGGAAAAAUCACCAACUUUUCCCAAAAACAACGCAACCAGUAAACAUUCUUCGGACAAUAUAAGUGACAUUUGACUGUUACAUGUAAAUAUUUAGUGUCUAAGUCAACUCACGUGUUUUUGUUUACUUUGCCAGUAAACUGGGGAUGCUCAUCAUCUCGGUUAGUGAUAUUAUCAAAGCAGAAGUGUUUCCCGCCUUUUUCGAACGAGCGUACACUUGCCGCAACGAAGACAUUUGUGAAACGCAUUGUAAAUAAUGUUAUGACAUUUUGAGAAUUUGAAAUUAAAUCGUGUAUAUUGUUACGCACGAAUGGUCAAGACAAACAUACUUCAACGCAAAUUGAAUGUGAUUAGUUGAUUUGUAUUCAAGUGCAUCUGUGUGUAUUCAUCACUAUCACCGGUGAUUUCGACUUUUGUGAUUUGUGUCUUUAAGCUCUUCGUGCUUGCCACCACCCGUGCCUUGAUCUUCAAAGCGCCGAUUUUCUGGUAUUUUCCGAAAAUAAAUAUGUUCGUGCAUUGAAUUAAUUCAAGGCAGCUCACUUUAAAGAGCAAGGUUGAAAUCGGAAUUUGUGACUGAUUAUCCUAUGGAACUCUCGGAUCGCCGAGGGUGUGUGUUUUUCUAGUGCGCCCUUCGGGGCUAUGGAUACGGGGGCUUGUUGUGUAGCCCCCUCGGCGACGCCUCGUUCAGACGACCAAAUCGUCCCAGCUCAUCCAGGAGACUGCUGGAAUCCGCACCAGAACAACCAUUCACAACCCUUCGUCGACGCUUGGCUUCUACAAAUGCAGACCAGUGACUUGGACACAUUCCUGUGUAAACAGGAGUGGGAACGCCGUCUAGAAGAAGAAUUAGACAAACCUAGGCGAGAUUCAGCAUCUCAGAUAGAUGAUUUUUUUGAACCUACCCACAAUCGUCAUCAGCCCACCAUGAGCUACGUGUCCAUGCGAAGUCUCCCAGGUACCGACGAUGAUGUAUUUCUUCGGCCACCUCUUUGGGAAGACAUAGCUAGUAGUAUACAAAACAUAGAUCCUGAAAACGCAAAUAUGUUAGGAGUAAGUCCUGGUCACGUAAAAUUAGAAGCCGUCGACGAAUUAACUGCCAAUUGCCCCCCAACGCCAUCUCCUCUACUCUCACCCUUAGAAAUAAAAACAGAAAAGGUGCUGCAGCAAUCUACCCCCACCCUCCAUUUAAUGGGUACGCCCACGAGCCCUUACAACCAGCAGCAACCCACGAGUCCGCAGCAAACUCCCCACUACCACCAGCCGCAGCAGCAGCUCCACCACCCGCAUAAUAACAACAACAAUAACAAUAACAACAACAACAACACACACUCACAAUACAAAUAUAACAAUGCAGUGGCGCCGAGUCCUGCGCCAGGCAACGCUCUCUACCCGCCCAUCUCUAGGUUAAUGUACGGUUCGCCAUUAACGCCCCCCAGUUCAGAGCCGGGGUCUCCUGGAGGAACGCUUCCGAGACGCACUCCCCCGCCCCCGUACCCUGCCCCCGGAUGCCAGCAGCAAACCCCCCAACCGACGAUUAAUCGAAUCACGUCAUCCGCGGCAAAAUAUAAUAGGCGAAAUAACCCAGAGUUGGAAAAAAGAAGGAUACAUCACUGCGAUUUCAUGGGUUGCACGAAGGUGUAUACAAAAAGCUCACAUCUAAAAGCACAUCAAAGAAUUCACACAGGCGAAAAACCUUACCAGUGUCAGUGGCCCGAAUGUGAAUGGCGAUUCGCGAGAUCCGACGAACUCACACGACAUUACAGAAAACACACGGGAGCAAAGCCAUUCAAAUGUGCCGUUUGUGAGAGAUCUUUCGCCCGAUCAGAUCAUCUUGCCCUACACAUGAAGCGACACCUUCCGAAGACAUCUAAAUAAAAUUCUUCAGAGUUGAAUUUUCAGAUGAACUUAAUUUAUCAUCACAUUCCUCUCUAUUUUCUCUUGAAGAGCGAUCUCAAAUAAUAUCUAUGAAGACGUACGUACAUUUCGUUCGAAUUAUGUUUUGUUGUAUCCGCGUUAUACCUCAUUCCACCGCCAAUGCCUUUUGUGAAUUUAGAGGCCUUUUCCAGUGUACUUAGAAACAUAAUAUUGUAAUAAUUGUGUAAUGCAAAUUGUGAUUUUUACUUAAAUACACUUUCCAUCCACGCUUGACGUACUAUGAUAGACUAUAUUGUAAAAAAAAUCAGUUUUAUUUGUUUUUUUAAAACUUUGGUUGUGAAAUAAUUAUUGUUAUUUAUAAUAUUGUUUAUAAGUGAGGCACUACUGAUAAUUGUUAGGAGAAAUUUCUUUAACAUUGCCAUCUGUUUUACCCAGUGUUGUGAUUUUUUUUGAUGUUCUAUUUUUGUUCGAAUAUGUCGUAUACAUUAUUCAGUAUAUGAAGUUACCAAAUAUGUACGUUAAAUUAUGUACAUAAAAAUAAGAUUAAAACUGACUAGAAACUAGUCAAGUAAUUUCAAUAUUUGUAAGUAGAUUGUAAUUAUUCGCUAUAUUACAUAUUUAGCGUAUUUAUAUCGUUAUUAUAAGUAUUAUAGAUGAAACACAAAUUUUAUUAACAUUACUUUGUACUUCAUGUUAUUUAUAUGAAUAGAGAGAGAGAGAGAGCAAACUAGAGUACACAAUAUUUUAGGUAGAAAUUGUUUUCUUUUUUAAUUUUGUAUAAUUUACUUUUAAUACAAGUUUAUUUUUACCA
Messenger RNA from Zophobas morio, 2819 nucleotides. Its product is annotated as dendritic arbor reduction protein 1-like. The transcript has 5 exons. Bases 773 to 2008 code for a protein of 411 amino acids. Gene Ontology annotation, molecular function: RNA polymerase II cis-regulatory region sequence-specific DNA binding; DNA-binding transcription factor activity, RNA polymerase II-specific. The record is from RefSeq and is a predicted model, not a curated record. Gene Ontology annotation, biological process: regulation of transcription by RNA polymerase II. NCBI's taxonomy places the organism in Eukaryota, Metazoa, Arthropoda, Insecta, Coleoptera, Tenebrionidae.